ACCAGGAAGCUUGUAUAGACCAGCUGGUUUUGUCGGUGUGGAACCAAGCACCCCCAUAAGUCCCACUGAACCAUGAGAGAGAGAGACAGAGAGUUGCCAAAUGCCAUUUUUUUAACGCAGGCCAAAUGCCAAUUGAACCCAAAAAAAAACAAGGGAGUUCAGUUCACUACACUUAACUGGUGGAAUAAACCACAUUCUCUAGUGUAGUUACCUAAAACAAGACCUAGAUACAAAUGUAGCUGAACAAAAAGGCACUCUUUUUUAAUUUUUUUUUUCUCGGUUAGAGAGCGAGAAAGAGGGAUAAAAGCAAGAAAAAUACAUUCAAGCACAAACGUCUUCUUACUCCAAAAGAAGUGAAUCACACAUAUUAUUUCUCUGGUGCUUUGUUGACUGCAAGGAAAGGGAGGAAAAAAAAAAGUAAGAGAAAGAUACCCCAAAGUCGGGAACCAAAUGUUUAGGUUUCAAGAAAAAAAAUCUCAACCUGACGCCAUUACUGAUGAAAUGAAUCCAUUGUAGUUCUUCAAUUGCUGGAUCUAUGAGGAGGAGGAGGAUACGGUGGAGAUUCAGAAUAGAAAGGGAAAUCAAAAUGUUGUGAUGUGAGAAUUAGUCUGUGAUUCCAUAUUUGUUUUAGAGCGAUAAAUUUCUUGUUUAUUUGUUGGGGGCAUUGACCAUUUUUAAUUGAUUGGAGAGAGGAAGUGAUGGAGUCUCGAAUGGAUCAGUAUGAGAUCAUGGAGCAGAUCGGUCGCGGUGCUUUUGGCGCUGCCAUUCUCGUUCAUCACAAAUCCGAGAAGAAGAAGUAUGUGUUGAAGAAGAUCCGACUUGCACGGCAAACUGAACGAUGCAGGAGAUCUGCUCAUCAAGAAAUGGCUCUUAUCGCGCGGAUUCAACACCCUUACAUUGUAGAAUUCAAAGAAGCAUGGGUUGAGAAGGGUUGCUACGUUUGCAUUGUCACUGGAUACUGUGAAGGAGGUGACAUGGCUGAAUUAAUGAAAAAAUCAAAUGGGGUAUAUUUUCCUGAGGAGAAACUCUGCAAGUGGUUUACACAACUACUGUUAGCUGUUGAAUAUCUGCAUGCGAAUUUUGUUCUGCAUCGUGACCUGAAAUGUUCCAACAUCUUUCUUACCAAAGAACAGGAUGUUCGCCUUGGUGAUUUUGGACUUGCCAAAACUUUGAAAGCAGAUGACUUGGCCUCCUCGGUGGUUGGGACUCCCAAUUAUAUGUGUCCUGAGCUCCUUGCGGAUAUUCCUUAUGGUUUCAAAUCAGACAUUUGGUCUUUGGGAUGCUGUAUGUAUGAGAUGGCUGCUCAUCGCCCUGCCUUUAAAGCUUUUGACAUGGCAGGACUGAUAAGUAAGAUAAAUCGUUCCUCAAUUGGCCCUUUGCCUUCUUGCUACUCUCCAGCCUUGAAAACAUUAAUCAAAGGCAUGCUGAGAAAGAACCCUGAGCAUCGACCUAGUGCAUCAGAGGUUUUAAAGCAUCCUUACUUGCAGCCUUAUGUUGAUCAGUAUCGUCCAUCCUUCACUCCCCCAACGACCUGUUCUCCUGAGAAGCCCUUUUCUACCUGUCAGGAUUCUCGGAAAAAUAUGGCUGAAAGCCAGAACAGUAAUAGUUCUAGUAGCGAUAAAGAUGGUUUGCUUUCCAGUGAUAGAAAUGUCCAAGUAAUGGUCUCAAAUUGUGAGCACAAAGCCAGUGAUACAGAUUUAGCUUCUAUUGAUGAUGAAGAUGAUGAUGACCAGAACAUGCGAAGCAAAGAAGGGAGCAGCCCCACCUUAUGCACCGUUAAAAUGGAUGAAAAUAGGGUGGUGAAACCUUAUCAUGAUGAACAUGGAUCCAAUGUUGAAUCAAAGCAACCAAAGACCAUUAAAAGUAUUAUGAUGGCCUUAAAAGAAGGAAAAGCUAGAGAAAAUGGUUCUCCAAUGAGAGGUAACCGUAUAAAGGUUGCAGGUUCUCAAAGAAGUAACACUGAAGUGCCUCCCAAAGUUCAGAAACCCAGUGCCCUUAUUUCUUGUUUGAAGUCUAAUGCAGACACACCUACAAUUUCUCCAUCAAAGGUUGCUUUUGAUUCUGCAAAGCGGGUUCAGGGAUCACAUCAUUCAAAGCAGCAGUUACCCAUAAUUGACUCUACACCAAAAGCAAAACCUAGACAUGAUGGUAUUCCUUCAUCUGUUCCAUUAAAGCAUGUUGAUGAUGGGCUUCCUGCAAAGCAAAGGCAAAAAACUCCUCCUUCCAAUCUGGUUAGGCGAUGUGCAUUUCCUGGACGGACAAGACAGGUGGGAACUGAUGUUCCAAAUGGCGUCACUCACACCAUUAAGUUAAGUCCAACUGAGAUGACCCAAGCACCUGAAAAUCCUCAGUAUCAAGUUCAUGAUGGUCCUCUUUUACAUUAUCCAAAGGAGGUCAGAGAGGAGACUCGGACUGCUAUAUUUGGAGCUUCCAGAGGAGUGCAAACAGAUAGCAGUAAUUCUGUCUCGUCUUCAGUGUCAGUCCAAGCAUUUGAGCUUUGUGAUGAUGCAACAACUCCAUUGGUUGACAUGACAGAACAGACACUUCCUGAUGUUGAGCUCACAAAGAACAUAGAAUUACAUCCACCCAGCUGCUCAGUUGCUUCCCUUUCGGAUUCCAAGUCAUCAAAUUUGUCUGGAGAAAACUGUGAAUACGCUUAUAAAUCUGUAACGCAUUCAUCUGAAACCUCAAAGCCUGUGGUGGUCCUUUAUCCUCAGAAAAAUACUGUUGUUUGUGAUGGAAAAGUGAGUUCAAGUGCUACUCUGGAUCCAUCAGUCACAAGUUUUGAAGAAAUUUCGAUUUGUGAAGAUAAUAUCAUUACAAGUAGGCCUGAUACUGUGCCACAAUCAAAUCUUGCAUCUAGAUCAAGUGGUGGUGACAAGUUCACUGUAAGAGAACUUCUAUCAUCAGUUCAGGAGACUGCUUCUUCAAUUGCCUCAGUGACAUCUUCUAGCCCAAAGAAUUUGCAGCCAGAGAAAGGAGUCAUUUUGCAAAACCCAAUGACUGAGAAGCCAAGUGCUGCCCAACUUCCUGCUGCUUUUGAUGAUGUUAUACAUGUUAUUAGACACAGUAGUUUUCGUGUUGGGAGUGAACAGCCAGUUAUGGAAACCGUGGAGAUGGGAGUUCAAAAUGUGGAUGUUGGAAAGCUAUUGAAUGUAGUAAGAGAUGAAUUAGAGGCGAGAAAUAUGACUACACCUGUGACUCUUAAAUCAUCAAGUUGCUCUGAAACUAUGAAAUCAAAUAUGUCAGAUCAUUCUUUGAGAUCAAAUAUUUCAGAUCAUUCUGGCACUAAGGAAAUGGAUAAUAAAAAUGUGGUUCCUCCAGUUCCAAAAUCAGGUACUUCUGAGCCAACAAAACCUACCUCCCUGGUUAUGGAAGAGGAAGCACACGCAAAGGAAACUUUAGAUGUUAAGUCCUUUAGGCAGAGGGCAGAAGCACUUGAGGGGCUUCUAGAAUUGUCUGCUGAGUUGUUGGAGCAAAACAGAUUGGAAGAGCUUGCUGUGGUUUUGAAACCUUUCGGGAAAGACAAGGUUUCUCCGAGGGAGACAGCUAUCUGGUUAGCAAAGAGUCUUAAAGGAAUGGUAUUGAAGACAAUGGAUGGAGCUCAUGAAUCAUGAUAGCUGUGAUUGGUGCAAAGAUAGCAGGUGGAAUGAGCUUUGGUGGAAGACUUGCUAAGCAGGCGAGACUUGUCAUGUUGACGCUGGAGAAUAGACUUGCUGGCAGGCUGACUUGUCAAGAAGCACGACCUGGUGACGGGACCUUGUGCAGGAGUGACCUGGACACUCGGCAGGUCUACGAAGUACUCGACAGUCCAAAAACAGGCAGGGGUACUUGGAGCUCGAAAGCCCGAAGUGCACAGACCUGCAUUGCCCCGGUCGGCAUUGGCAGGUGCUAAACAUAUGUGAAACAGGGCUAGUACGCGUGAAUUAGAAGUUUGGAUUCUGCAUGGCCCAGGCCGGCAAUGGCAGGUGCUAAACAUAUGUGAAAUAGGGCUAGUACGCGUGAGAGAAGUUUGGAUUUUAAGAAGCUAUAGGAGAAUCCAGCGCCCAAGAAAGAGGGCGACAACAGUUUUGGGAGAAGUACUUGGGAGUUACAAUCCGCGAGAAUUGUCAAAUAGCGUGUCUUCCUUUCUUUCAAAAAAAGAAGAAAUAAAUUUGUAAGUCCUUGACUAAGGCAGGUGGAGAUACAUCUAAAAGAGCUUAUCAAAGUACUAGGUAUCCAAACAAAGAAGCAAAGUUUCCAAAAGAGCUUAUCAAAGUAGCAGGUAUCCAAAUAGAGAAGCAAAGCCACCUUCAGAACAAGACAAAUGAUCAAAGAUUGUACAGUUGUCUUCCUUUGGUCAUUUAUUUAACCUUUAGCAUGCAAUGGCCAAUGCAGUAAACUUUCUUAACUUUAUUCAUAAAAAUAAGAUGAAUUCCAUAUUAAUCAAAAC
Molecule: messenger RNA, 4432 nt
Organism: Manihot esculenta (cassava)
Lineage: Eukaryota; Viridiplantae; Streptophyta; Magnoliopsida; Malpighiales; Euphorbiaceae
Product: serine/threonine-protein kinase Nek5
Exons: 15
Coding region: 699-3617 (972 amino acids)
Biological process (GO): microtubule-based process; protein phosphorylation
Cellular component (GO): cortical microtubule
Molecular function (GO): ATP binding; protein kinase activity
Source: RefSeq, a predicted model, not a curated record